GUUAUAAGACGUGCCUGUGGUGGGCCCGGGCAUCUCAAAGGUCCCCCUCCCCUGCUCGGCUUACAGAAGGGCCCCUCCCCCACUAUGACUUCCUGCCUGCGGAUAGCUCGAGAUUAAUCGUGCAACCAUCACAUCCUCAACCAACAAACCGCACAACCCCGCCAAGUCGACUUCGAAUACCACACAACCACGACUCCUCUACCUCUCUUUCGAACCAAACUCAAGGCCACACAUCGUUGUCGCGAUCCCUCACACGCCCACAAUGUUGAUCAAGUACGCGAAUCCCAGUCGUCUAGACCUCUAGAGGCGGUGACACAACUCUACCUAUUGCGAAUAACUGCUUACACCAACAGGGUGCGCACGCUUACCGGCAAGGAGAUUGAGCUGGAUAUCGAGAACGAAUACAAGGCGCGUAACUUUCCCGAUACACUGCCCACCGGAUACAACACACAGACGGAGAGGGGGGAAACAUGACGCUGACCAAUCAUGCAACAGGUCUCUCAGAUCAAGGAGAAGGUUGAGGAGAAGGAGGGCAUCCCGCCUGUCCAGCAAAGACUCAUCUACGGCGGAAAGCAAAUGGUCGACGACAAGUCUGCGUCCGAAUAUGGCCUCGAGGCUGGUGCCACAUUGCAUUUGGUUCUUGCCCUUCGAGGUGGUUGUUAGCUCAGUUCCCGGCGAUGGCUUUUAACAAGAGAAGAGAGGACGGUAACAAUAUGCAGAUGUUUUCAGCGUUACUGAGACGGAGCAUACAGGGCCGAUGAGGAACGGCAUGCAGUAGCUGCGUCCAUUUGGGACAUCGAACAUUGCCUGUCCAAAGGAUGGAGGAGCUUGAGGCAGGCUGUCAUGCCAGGGUUAGACAAGGUCUGCUUUGGGAUUUGACAUCAAGGGAACCAUAGCCUAGCGCAUAAAGGCUGCCUGUGAUAAUCCGCACAUGGAGACUAGAGCCAGGUAGUGACAUGAACGUAGCAGUGGUCAAAGAGAUAGUGCCGAGUCGAAAGCAAACACACCGUCAUGUAUUUUCAAACG
This is a messenger RNA of Colletotrichum godetiae, 1026 nucleotides long. Its product is annotated as putative NEDD8-like protein. Gene Ontology annotation, biological process: regulation of proteolysis; protein neddylation; modification-dependent protein catabolic process. The transcript is spliced from 2 exons. Bases 487 to 663 code for a protein of 58 amino acids. NCBI's taxonomy places the organism in Eukaryota, Fungi, Ascomycota, Sordariomycetes, Glomerellales, Glomerellaceae. Gene Ontology annotation, cellular component: cytoplasm; nucleus. Gene Ontology annotation, molecular function: protein tag activity; ubiquitin protein ligase binding. The record is from RefSeq and is a predicted model, not a curated record.